GAAUGACAUCAUGUCAAUUCGCUGAAGUAUAACGCAUUUUCACCAAGAAAUUUCGUAUAAAUAGGCCGUGAUGCAAUCUCAAAUGACACCCUUUCAAUUUCCUUCGUACUUUUCUUCUGUGAACAAUUUUAGCGAUAAACAAUCAUCCAGUUCAAAAAUUCCGACCAUACUAUUUUGAGUUGAAUAUUAUUGCAGACGCUUUGUCAAUUAAAGGCGGUUGCGGAGUCUUCACAAAUAAGAUUCGACUUGGCAAUUUAGCACAUUUAACAUGUGUGAUUUACGGCAUCGGCGCUUUUCUCAGUCAGGAAUAAUGAUCCAAUUUCUUUUAUUGGUCCUUGGAUUCCUUUCGAUUUCCAAUGUGGAGGGGAAUUUCUUCCCGAAGCCCUUCAACAUCUUUCUAUAAGCAGGCCAAAGUAACAUGGCCGGAAGAGGAGGGAUACAUGGAGGCGUUUGGGACAUGAUUGUGCCGCCUGAGUGCCGGCCUGAUCGAUCUAUUCUUCGGCUCUCCGCCAACUAUAUAUGGGACGAAGCACGCGAGCCAUUGCACAAGGAUAUAGACGUGCAAAAGGUUUGCGGAAUCGGCCCGGGAAUGCCGUUUGCUCACUCAGUACUGCGGAGGGACCAUUACAUAGGGCACAUCGGCCUGGUUCCUUGCGCUAUCGGAAAUACAAAUAUAAGCAUGUGGGAGCGUGGCACUGACAAUUACAACCGGCUAAUUUAUAGAGCUAGAUUCGCCAUGAAGAGUGGAGGAUUUAUCAGGGCUCUUUUAUGGUAUCAAGGUGAAAGUGACACUGUAUGAAGCUGAUGCUCGUUCCUACGGAGAGAAAUUGAAGAAAUUUUUCAUAGAUGUUCGGGCUGAUUUGAUUUCGCCGUUGCUUCCUAUUAUUCAGGUGGCUAUAAUUUCUGGCAAUAACACAAAAAAUAUUAACAUUGUACGGCAAGCACAAUUUGGAACUAGACUUCCAAACGUGCGAUGUGUUGAUCCCAAAGGCCUCCCAGUAAAAGAGGAUCUGCUCCAUCUUACAACUCCAUCCCAAAUCAAGCUAGGACAAUGUUGGCUGACAGUUUUUUCAGGGUUUCCCCACACCCAGUUCCAGGUAAAUGUAAUGCUUCAUAAAUUAAUUUUGUUGGGGAUUUUUUAGCUAUUUAAGUUUGAGACUUUGUUAUCUAGUUGAAAUUUCUCAACCUCGGUGUAAUAUUACAACCUUAGAAUGUAAUAUUCGAGUUACUGUUAAUUUAUUUAUUAUUGCUUUUAUGUUUAGCAGGAAAAGGGAACGAUUUAAAAGCAUGACAACAAGGUGGUCAAGUAGUGGCCUUGUCCGUUAUAGCUAGUCUGAUCCUGGCCCGUAAUUUUAUGCUAAAUAAAUUGUAAUAUUUUGAUGCUAUAACCUUGCACUAAUAUCAUAAUUACUAGAUCGUGUACUCCUCCGUCCCAUAAUUAUUGUCGAGUUUGGGUUAUCAUUUUUAAUUCAAAUUGUACUAAAAAUGAAAUCUCAAACUGGACAAUAAUUUUUAGAUAGAGGAAGUAAUUUUUAUUAUGUAUUGAACUUUUCCAUACUUGCAAUAUCGUAAAAAUAUGCCGUAAUAAUUUACCCUCUAUUGUGAUUCCUGCUUGAAUAUUUUGAAAUUAUAGAACUAGAGGGACGUCCAAUCUUCGAGUAUUUUAGCGCAGCCAUUUGUAGGCUUUCUUGGUAUUUAUUGGAUUCAUUAACAUUGUACCCGGUA
This is a messenger RNA of Oldenlandia corymbosa var. corymbosa, 1725 nucleotides long. NCBI's taxonomy places the organism in Eukaryota, Viridiplantae, Streptophyta, Magnoliopsida, Gentianales, Rubiaceae. The record is from the annotation of a GenBank genome assembly.